Messenger RNA from Rotaria sp. Silwood1, 2436 nucleotides. Lineage: Eukaryota; Metazoa; Rotifera; Eurotatoria; Philodinida; Philodinidae. The record is from the annotation of a GenBank genome assembly.
UAGUAUUAAAUUUAAUCAAGAUCUCGAUUAUAGCUAGAUUCUUCAUAGAUAAAUUAAUAAGGAUGAAAUUAUUUAAAUUAUUUUUAGGGAGUUUUAUAAAACUGCAUGACAUUUUUUAUUAACUUCAUCGGUUCCGUAACUGACCAUACAAGAUAUAAUCAUAGAAGUAUUGUUUCUAGUUUAAAGCUCAUAUCAAUAUCAAUAUCAACCUUUAGAAAAUUCUACACCACCAAUAAAAAUUUGAAGAAGAAAUCUUCACACUUAUUGCUAUUGAGAAUAGCUAAAAUCAUGAUGAAAUCUUUUACGAUCAUUGUUUUUUUUGUGAGAAUCCUCAAAAAUUUAUACCUAUUGAAUAACCUACAAAACACAAACUUGCAAAGAUUUUAGAUCAAGGUUUCAAUAGGAGAUUUGUAUUGUCUUGUAAAGAAGUGAAAAUAUUUAAUUGUAGAAAGUUCAAAAUCGAUCCGUGAUCGAAACUACUAUUGUUUAAAAAAGCGUGUUCCAUACCCUGUUAAGUUGACAAUUUGUAAUACAUUAGAGAUGAAUUCAAAAUAAAAGAUUUGAUUGAUUCGUAUAUAGAUUAUUGUUUGUGCUACAAUGCAGAAUAAUGAAUAUGACAGAUUCUUCAAAUAUUCUUGAACUUGGGAAAGAUUUGUUUUUGAGUUCUUCUUAUCUACUAAAAUUCGAACUUACGUAUUAUUUUAUCUAAACUUAUCUUAUUUAGCACUUCGAUUAGCCUUUCUACAAACUACUUGUUUGUUUGAGAUUCAGGAAUAAAUUACUCAAUAAUAAGUAUGAUGCAAAAUUAAUGGCAUAAAAUACUUUCGAAUGGUGUAUGAUUUAUAUUUGUCACACAUUCGUAAAUGGAACAAGAAAGAAAAAUACUUACACAAAAAAUUUGUAAUUUUUUUAUAUGAAUCAGUCAAAAACGUCUUAUGCAUGGUAGUUACGUAUAAUUAACUAUCGUUAUUAUCUAGCAAGAUGUUUUUAACGAAUUCAUAUAAAAGUGGCAAAUUUAUUUUAUCUCAUUUCACUCAGAAAUGUGUGACGAACAUAAAUCAUACACCGUUUCCUAUCAACUGAUAACAAAAUUGUUUUUCCUUACGUUCAAAUUCUAUUAUAACUCAUUUUAUUGUAAAAUCCCAACAAUAAAAAAUGAAAUAAUUUUUAAAUAUAUUUCAAAAUCGAACUAACGGAAUCAGUGAAUAUGUUGAAAAAAUUGGAUAUCAAAGAAAAUUCCAGUUACGAUAAAAUUCGAGUUAAUCACAAAUUUUCACAUUACCAGUUAAAUUUUAGUUAGUUUUAGUCAAACUAACGAUUCUUACACAAAAUAUUUGAGAACAUCAACAAUGUUUGUUUUAAACAUUGAGAAAAGCCAGAUUCUAAUCAAGUUCAUAAGUAAAAAGCUUUUGUAAUUUAGAGCAGUUCAAUAAUGUUUAAAACAGAUGAGAAGACCUCAUUUCAAUGACAUUGAUGUUUAUUUCUACGCCAUACUUUUGUUUCAUUUUAGUACCACUACGUGCGAGUUCCAUUGAUAUCCAUCCGAAUGCAACAUGGUCAACGAAUGGUAUAACUGUUGCUGGAGGAAAUGGAUAUGGCAGUGGAAUCAAUCAAUUUGCUAACCCAUGGGGUUUGUACGUCGACGACGAUCAGACGAUUUAUGUCGCUGAUUGUGAAAAUCAUCGUAUUAUGGAAUGGACAUCUGGUGCAACGAAUGGCACAGUAGUUGCUGGUGGGAAUGAAGAUGGAAAUGGAGCUCAUCAAUUAAGCUACCCAUAUGAUGUGAUUAUCGACAAAGAGAGCGAUAGUCUCAUCAUCAGCGAUUACUGGAAUAACAGAAUAGUUCGUUGGCCUCGUCGAAAUGCUACUCUUGGAGAAACUAUUAUUUCGAAUAUCACUUGCCAUGGUUUGACAAUGGACGACAAUGGUUAUCUCUAUGUCGUUGACGAUGAAAAACAUGAAGUGAGACGAUAUAAAAUUGGUGACACUAAAGGAACAGUAGUUGCAGGUGGCAAUGGAGAAGGAAAUCGUCUCGAUCAACUCUCUAAUCCCCACUACGUAUUUGUCGAUCGAGAUCAUUCAGCUUAUGUGUCUGAUUAUGAAAAUCAUCGUGUAAUGAAAUGGGAAGAAGGUUCAAAACAAGGCUUUGUCGUAGUAGGUGGUCAAGGACAAGGCAAUAGUCUCACACAAUUGAAUCAUCCUCAAGGACUCGUUGUCGAUCAAUUGGGUACUGUCUAUGUGGCUGAUGAUGGGAAUCAUCGAAUUAUGCAUUGGCCAAAAGGAGCCACACAAGGAAGUGUCAUUGUUGGUGGAAACGGUUCAGGAGCAUGGUCAAAUCUACUCAAUGGUCCCACAGGUUUAUCAUUUGAUCGACAUGGCAAUCUCUAUGUCGUCGAUUUCGGAAAUGAUCGAGUACAAAAAUUUAAUAUCAAAUGA